GAUGCCCUCACGACGGUAAACAAGUGGUAAGACUGCAUUUUCCAUUUCGAAUAGUCACUCCUUCAAACCAAUCAAAUUCGAACCCCCACAUGUUUGACAAAUUGUCCCUUACGAGCACGUCAGGGUAGGGUGCUGUGAUAAUUUCUUGCACCAGUGGGCACCUUCGCUUUAUUGUGGAGUAUGUAAAUGAUGGGUGCUCUGAAGAAUAUGGAACAGCUGCAGUCAACACGUUUUACUUUAUCUUUAGCUAUAUAAAGCCAGGCCAGAGAAGGGUAUUCAACCAAAAGGUACUUGGGGAGGUUGAAGACUCUCACUUUCCUACAAAAACCGGCAUCUUCCCCUUACAAUUCUCAUGUCGAAUCCUCCCAGAGUUCGACACAUCUCAGAAUGCUUUAUCAAACCAGAAUAUGCAUCGGAAGAGUCGAAGCAACCCUUAUACCUAACGCCAUGGGAUCUUCUCAUGCUCUCUGCGAACUACAUCCAAAAGGGCCUUUUUUACAACAAGCCUCCCGCAUCAGAUGACCAAGAUCAAGCCUUCGUCAAGACUCUCUUGGACCGGUUGAAGAGCUCCCUCGCCCUCGCCCUUGUCCAUUUCUAUCCACUAUCCGGCCGCCUUGUGACACAAAAGAAUGAAAACCCACCUUCCUGCUUGGUUUUCGUUGACUGCAAUAACAGUCCUGGAGCUAAAUUUAUCCACGCAGCGCUAGACAUGGAAAUAGCAGACAUCCUUUCCCCGAUUGAUGUCCCAUCUGUUGUUCAAUCGUUUUUUGAUCAUGACAGAGCGAUCAAUCAUGAUGGGCAUACAAUGGCUCUGCUUUCCAUUCAAAUGACAGAGCUCAAAGAUGGCAUUUUUAUAGGCUGUUCCAUCAACCAUUCAAUUGCAGAUGGAACAUCUUAUUGGCAUUUCUUUAACUCCUGGUCUGAGAUCUUUCAGGCAGAUGGAAAUAAUGUUUCCCUUUCGCGUCCACCUAUCCAUAAACGAUGGUUUCCUGAUGGAUAUGGUCCAAUCAUCAACCUCCCUUUCACACACCCAGAUGAGUUCACAAGCAGGUAUGAAGCACCCGAACUGAGAGAGAGAAUGUUCCAUUUCUCAUCAGAAUCCAUAGCCAAACUCAAAGCCAAGGCCAAUGCAGAGAACAACACAAACAGAAUCUCAUCCUUCCAAUCCUUGUCGGCACUUGUCUGGAGGUGCAUAACUCGUGCACGCCGUCUUCCACACGACCAGACAACCCAUUGCAGGUUGGCGACCAAUAACAGAACAAGAAUCGAUCCACCCUUUUCUCCUGACUACUUUGGGAACUUGAUUCAGGUGGUGGCAGGAGUAGCCACAGCCGGGGAAUUGCUUGAGCAGAAUCUUGGGUGGGCGGCAUGGCAGUUGAACCAGGCCGUGGUUAACCACUCUGACAAGAUUGUGCGUGGAUUGCUCGACGCCUGGCUGCAGUCUCCGACUGUUUAUCAAAUUAAUCGGGUAUUUGACCGUUACAGCGUGAUGAUGGGGAGUUCACCCAGAUUCAACAUGUACGGGAAUGAAUUUGGAAUGGGGAAAGCAGUGGCACUUCGCAGUGGAUAUGCAAACAAGUUUGAUGGGAAAGUUUCAGCAUACCCGGGAUAUGAGGGAGGAGGAAGCGUAGAUUUGGAGUUUUGCCUUCCACCAGAUUCAAUGAGAGCUCUGGAAUCUGAUGAGGAAUUCAUGGAUGCUGUCACUCUUUCCAAUCGGCUGCACUAAUAUUUUGCAAAGCUUUUCCCUGCAAUUAUUCAUUUAUCAUUUGAAGUCGCGUCAAGUGGAACUGAUGAAAGAAAGAUGUUUAAAAGGAUAAUAUAUAAUAAUUUCAUGUGUUUUAAGUGAACAGUAUACAGCACGUACGAUCUAUCAUAGUAAAGA
Juglans microcarpa x Juglans regia is the source of this 1882-nucleotide messenger RNA. RefSeq lists its product as uncharacterized. Bases 353 to 1726 code for a protein of 457 amino acids. Lineage: Eukaryota; Viridiplantae; Streptophyta; Magnoliopsida; Fagales; Juglandaceae. The transcript has 2 exons. The record is from RefSeq and is a predicted model, not a curated record.